AACGCCGCUGCGCACUGACCAAGCAGACGCUGUGGCGAACUGAUCCGUACUCAAUAAUACGAUACGCAUUGGUUUGAUAGAUGUUUCCAGAUAAUCGAUAAAUAUUUACUUAAACACAGCGUAUGCGACUCAACCUGUUUUGUAUCGAUUGCUGCUGCGUCUCUCUUCGAUAUGCGCUUAUAAGUUCGUUUUUAGGGCAGCCGUACCAGUAUCAGUGUGUAUUCUGGUAAUAAUAACUGGCUGGUAUGAUGCGAACGAAUUAGUCAGCCUGUCGACGCACUUUCGGGAGUAAAAUGCGUAAUCUGAUUUUGGGUCUAUGGGAAUGCGUAAAGCUGAACGUCAAAGACCUCAAAAUUAUGUGAUUGCGCUUGCUAAGGGAAGUGUUGUUUGGACUAUCAAUGUUUAAGUUUUCGCCUGUCUGAUGUCAGAUGUGUCGGAAUGUGACGACGACGCCAUCCAUCAUCUUUUUAUAACAUCUUCCUUAUCACUAUUCUCCUCCUGUCCCCAGCACUUUUUUGCCCUUCAUAUUUACCGCUUGAGGAGGUGCGACAUUUCUCUCCAAGCAAACAAUUUUUUGUCCCAUCUAAACUCGGCACACGACUGACGUGCCUGACACAAUCCAUGCGCCGGUACGUAAAUAUGGGCGUGGCCAAAGUCAGGGGGUGCUCUCACUAUCCAGCGUUUUCGUCAGAUGUAGCGAUCGAGCGUCAGAUCGGCGGCCACCGGCCCGGGUCUCGGCUGGCGAGCGAUAUCGGCAGUGUUUAUAGCGUCUGCGGCCGCUGCCCUCGAUACUGACCGGCGGCGGCAGCGGCGGGCCCGCGACGGCGGUCAGUCGACGGCCGGAGGCGGCACAGGAAGGCGGCCGGGGGCGACGGAGGAAGGCGGCAACCAUGUCGGUCCAGUCGGCCAUGUUCCAGAGGCUCUUCCAGCGGCGGCACAGGACCGUCAGCGGAAUGCACGACUACAACAUCGAGUACGUGCCCUACAGCCGCGACCGGCUGGACGAGAUCAUCGAGCUGAUGCUGGACACGUUCUUCACCCGCGAGCCACUGGCGAUGAGCGUCUCCAGCGCUCCGGGCUCCUCCCGCGAGGACGUCCUCAACUGGCUGCGGCCGUGUAUCUCCGGUUGGACGCACGAAGUGAUGUUACUGGCCGUGGACGCUGACCGUGACAAGCUGGUGGGCGCCACGCUGAACAACGUGAUCACGGCUGAGGACCGCGACACGUGGAGCUGGCCGCGGCACGCCAACACCGAGUACGCCCGGCUGGUGUUCGGCUUUACAGAGGAACUCGGCCACGAUGUGGACGUGUUCUCACAUUUCGGCGCCACGCGCGUCCUCCACCGGUGCAUGACAGCCGUGCACCCGGACUACCACCACCAGGGCAUCGCCAAGGUGCUCGUUGACACCAGCUCGUUCGAGCUCGCCCGCAAAGAGGGCUGCGAGGCCGUAGUGGCCGGCGUCACCCACCGCGCCGCUCAGAAGAUCCUCAUCACACAGGGCUUCGAGGUGCUGCAGGAGCUACCCUACCUGGACAGCAAGACGCUUACAAACAGUCCCUACUUUGACGAGACGCGGCUCGGUCACCACAGGUCGGCCAAGCUGAUGGGCAUCUCACUGACCGAUUCGUAAUAGGCAGGAUGCUGGGCCCCGGUCUCGAUAACCCGGUUUGGGGCCGGGUUGCUGCAAUGAUAAUCCAGCUGUGUAUGCGUGCAAGUGUUGAUGUGUAUGCGCCGCGGUGGGGUGGGGGGCGGGGCGGGUGGAUGGCAGAGCUCUUCUCUGGGGUCGUGUGUGUAUGUGAAGGAGGGGAGGAGCGCGAACUAUCUUCCACUGACUACGACAUAAGCAUUGUCUGAGUUAAAAGCGCCGGGAGUUCCGAGCUAUGCUGUUAUGGAGGAAGUAAUGAAUGAUGUGCGAGGGGUGCCACAGUGACGACGGAAUGACUACGGACACCAUGUACGCAACAGAGUAUGUAUUGAUAAAUGCUGACUUGCUGAGUGUUGUGGCUCCGGCUACUGGUGAGGCCUGCUCUGAGGUGUCACGCCUCACCUGUGUAUUGUUCUUGUAAGUGAUGGAUGGGUUGCUUCCCUCUAGCGUUUGCCACACGUAGGCGGAGAGUGUCCGACUGUCUUAAGGCGCGGACUGUGUUCGGUCGCAUCGUGUCGAAUGAUGACUGGCGCUAUAUGGCUAGAGCGCCAAGUUGCCGGCGCGGUACAGUGAAUAUAACCUGAGACCUCUGUAUACCGGUAUCGGGUAUACAAAGGUCUAUGACGCAACUGAUGUUGGAUACAUGCAUAUCGUAUAACAAUGCUUCAAGCGAAAGAUCGAGGCAAUAAAGUGACAAUAAA
Amphibalanus amphitrite is the source of this 2347-nucleotide messenger RNA. RefSeq lists its product as uncharacterized. The transcript is spliced from 4 exons. The record is from RefSeq and is a predicted model, not a curated record. The coding region runs from base 891 to 1631 and encodes 246 amino acids. Gene Ontology annotation, molecular function: N-acetyltransferase activity. NCBI's taxonomy places the organism in Eukaryota, Metazoa, Arthropoda, Thecostraca, Balanomorpha, Balanidae.